UCAACUCAUCGCUGCUCGCAUAGUGUCGUUUUUGGUCGCAGGCCUCGUUUUGUUCUCGUUGUUCGAUCUCAUCCAUGGCACCGCAGAUGGUGGCUGGGCCGGCAGCUGGGAAGGGGAUCCAAGCCGGGAGGACACCAUCGAGGGCUUAUGUUACGUUCUUGGCGGGGGACGGCGACUACGUGAAGGGGGCGGUGGGACUGUCGAAGGGGCUGAGGAAGGUGGGAUCGGCCUACCCGCUGGUAGUGGCUGUCCUCCCCGACGUGCCGCAGAGCCACCGCCGCCUGCUCGCCUCCCAGGGCUGCAUCAUCCGCGAGAUCGAGCCCGUGUACCCCCCGGAGAGUCAGACCCAGUUCGCUAUGGCCUACUACGUCAUUAACUACUCCAAGCUCCGCAUCUGGGAGUUUGUGGAGUACCAGAAGAUGGUGUACCUGGACGCGGACAUACAGGUGUACGAGAACAUCGACCACUUGUUCGACCUGCCGGACGGGCACUUCUACGCGGUGAUGGACUGCUUCUGCGAGAAGACGUGGAGCCACACGCCGCAGUACAAGAUCGGCUAUUGCCAGCAGUGCCCCGGCAGGGUGGCGUGGCCAGCCGACGAGCUCGGCCCGCCGCCCUCCCUCUACUUCAACGCCGGCAUGUUCGUCCACGAGCCCAGCCUGGCCACCUGCGAGUCCCUCCUCUCUACCCUCAAGGUCACUCCUCCCACCCCCUUCGCCGAGCAAGACUUCCUGAACAUGUUCUUUAAGGACAUCUACAAGCCGAUCCCGUUGAUCUACAACCUGGUACUGGCCAUGUUGUGGAGGCACCCGGAGAAUGUCGAGCUCGAGAAGGUGAAGGUGGUGCACUACUGCGCAGCGGGUUCGAAGCCAUGGAGAUACACGGGUAAGGAGGUGAACAUGGACCGGGAGGACAUCAAGAUUCUGGUGAAGCGGUGGUGGGAUGUAUACAACGACACCAGCUUGGACUACAAGGGCGCAGCGGCGACGGAGGGCGUGGUUGUCCCUGCGGCGGCGGAGGAGGAGCGGAAGCAGCCGCUGCUGGCGGCGCUGUCGGAGGCUGGGGCGAUAAAGUACGUGACCGCGCCGUCGGCUGCCUGACGAGGGUUAUCGUGUCGUGUCUCUUUUUGGUUUACGGGAAGAUGCCACGUGGUGACUUUGUUUAACUUCCAAUUAAUGGAAUAUGAUGUCUGCUUUGGUUUGAUUUCA
Musa acuminata AAA Group (dessert banana) is the source of this 1208-nucleotide messenger RNA. RefSeq names its product galactinol synthase 1-like. Gene Ontology annotation, molecular function: glycosyltransferase activity. The transcript has 3 exons. Bases 75 to 1100 code for a protein of 341 amino acids. The record is from RefSeq and is a predicted model, not a curated record. NCBI's taxonomy places the organism in Eukaryota, Viridiplantae, Streptophyta, Magnoliopsida, Zingiberales, Musaceae.